Haemonchus placei is the source of this 172-nucleotide messenger RNA. NCBI's taxonomy places the organism in Eukaryota, Metazoa, Nematoda, Chromadorea, Rhabditida, Trichostrongylidae. The record is from the annotation of a GenBank genome assembly.
CUGUUUUCCUUUGAUAACCAAGUCAGCUUUCACACUAUCAGGAGAAUUCAAAUAUUCCAGUGCCUUUUCCGCCCACUCAUAGCUCCAUUCCAGAUUGUCGCUGUACAACAUGUUGAGAGUCUCAAAGGUAUCCUUCGCUUCUUCCGGUAGAAGGUCACCUGAGAACAAAUAA